Anisakis simplex (herring worm) is the source of this 861-nucleotide messenger RNA. Lineage: Eukaryota; Metazoa; Nematoda; Chromadorea; Rhabditida; Anisakidae. The record is from the annotation of a GenBank genome assembly.
AUGGAUUGUUUUACAUGGCUUUAUUUAUUGAUAUGGUUGGUACUAGUAUUAAAAGCCGAUGAUGACGGCGAUGAUGAUCGAAACAUCCACCGUGAAUUAAAUCUACCGUCAAACGCCACCAGUGGUAGUGAGCAAAUUGAUGCGUUGACACAUUCCUUUGUCUCAGAGCAAUGCGAUUAUCCACAAGAUGCAUUCUAUAUGCUGAUCAACAAGCAGUGUCCAGCUGCACCUCCACUGUGCAUUAUUGAUAAACCGUUCGAUUUUAUUUCAGAUCUGAAAAUCAGAUGCUCUACAGCACGUCAACAGCACAAUACAACGGUUGAGAUUAUGAAAUCAGCUGAAUUGAUGCACUUAAUAUCUGCGAUGAAUGAUAAUAUUGAUUUACCGUUGUGUAUGCUGACUGUAUUCUACGCACCAGAUUGCAUAUUCAGUGUUCGUAUGGCACCAUUUCUACAUGCCGUUCCCAGAGUGUAUCCUCAACUGCGUGUAGUUGCGAGUGAUGCAUCUGAAUAUAGCAGAUUGCACAGUCGUUAUGGGAUUUCUGGAACACCAACAAUAAUGUUAUGGUUGGAUGGGAUGGCAGUGGCGCGAAUGGACGAUGAACCAUUCUCGUUGCGUGCUUUUGAAGAAUUCAUCGAAAAAUGGACUGAUCUUGAGGGUGUUCGAUCGGUUGAAAUUAAUGCGGCUGAUCUUGAAGGACCUCUACCAUGUGCGCUUCCCAAGGAACAAGUGGAUUGGUACACGUGGUUGUCAUUCAUAUCGAUGAUUUUAAGUGUUUCGUAUUUUUUUGCUGUUUCCAAAUACGGGCGUUCAUUUUGGGAGAUUGUUCGAAACAAUUAUAUGGAAGCGAAUGAGGCCUAA